Molecule: messenger RNA, 1830 nt
Organism: Branchiostoma floridae (Florida lancelet)
Lineage: Eukaryota; Metazoa; Chordata; Leptocardii; Amphioxiformes; Branchiostomatidae
Product: chloride intracellular channel protein 4-like
Exons: 4
Coding region: 147-905 (252 amino acids)
Source: RefSeq, a predicted model, not a curated record
GCGUGUUCCCUCAGGUUGUGGAGGGCGAGGCCGCCAUUUUGCGUGCUGAGUGGACGACAUUAUCACAGUCCUCCCGCGAGUCGCUCUGUUUGCACUAGGGGCGUUGAACCGAGCAAGACCGAAAACCCUGCCACAGAAUCGCCGCCAUGGAGAACGGAGGGGACCAGGAGGAGCCUAAAAUCGAGCUUUUCGUGAAGGCUGCAUCAGAUGGCACCAGUCUUGGGGACUGUGUGUUCUGCCAACGGAUCUUCAUGAUCCUCUGCCUGAAGAAGAUCAAGUUCAGUGUCACAACGGUAGACAUGACCAAGAAGCACCUCUUCAAGGCGCUGCCCUCCUUAGGCACCAAGAUCCCCUUCCUCAUGAUAGACGGGGAAGAGCCCAUCACCGACGUCACAGAAAUGGCCAACUACUUGGAAAAGAGGCUGGCGCCCCCGAUGUACCCCAAGCUCGAGCCCAACAACCCGGAGGCCGCCAUGGCAGGCACCGAGAUUUUCCAGAAGUUCUCCAAGUUCAUCAAGAACAGCAGCCAGGCCGACGAAGAGCGGUUGCAGCGCGCCCUCUACAUUUCGCUGGUACAACUUAACGAGUUCCUGAUCAGACGGCUUCCGGACGAAAUAGACGACGACACUGACGAGAACAGCCCCUCGGAGAGGAAAUUCCUGGACGGCGACCAGCUCACGCACCCCGACUGCAAUCUCCUUCCCAAGCUGCACCACGUCAGAGUGGCCACCAAGGCACUGAAGGGUUUCGAGAUCCCCCAAGAUCUUACAGGACUCUGGAGGUACCUUAAUUCGGCGUACGAAACCGAAGAGUUCAAGAAGACGUUGUAUCCGGACGAGGAGGUCACCAAAACGUGGCAGAAGCACAUGGGAAAGGUGAAAACUACCGUACUGAGGAGAGUCUAGUGCCCUGAUGUCUCGCGGGAAUGCUGUGCAUGUGGCACCCAAAGCCAGCUGAUGUGUUACUCAAUUUACAUUUCAAACCUGCAAAUGUAUAAUGACAAACUCUCUCGGUUACGAUACGUCACCCGCUGUGCCCUUGUACAUGUGUAUAUUUGUGCCAAAGACUGGACACGCCACGCUAGCAUCCCUCCCUCCAGUAUGUCCUACGUGUGUGUAUCUUCUGCACAGUAGGUCUAUCUCUUCUAUCUUACGUAUCAUCGAUUUUCAUAGCUAUUGUUUAAUGAUAUUGCUCUCGCUGGUCCGGAGACGGGGGCAGCCUGAUCCUAUCUCUCCUAUCAAACAUGGUAUUUUAUUGAUUUUGAACUGUAAUAUAUAUUGAAAGCUACUUUUUUUGCACUGUUAGUGGUGUAUAAUAGAAGUACGUAUAAAAGAAAAUGCCAUUUGAAUCCUCCCUAAGCUUUUGAGGAGCUUAGAAUGCUCAUUGUGGAAUGUAGAAAUGAAAUGUUCAACAUGUUACUGAGAUAGCGAUAAUUUACUAUAUAGCAAUGGAACAAAAUACUUAAGGUUUUCAUUAAUGGUUUCGACACCUGUUUAAAUGUUUAAAGUGUUAACUAUGACAACCAACACAAAAAGUACGUAGUCACUCCUUCAAGAUUAGUUUUGUGUUGAUCAACUCAGAUUUCUUGAAGACGAUCUGUUUCGUAGAUCAAUGUAUAUUCUGAUAUAGGAAAACCCUUUGUUACUAUCUAAGGUGUUACUUAAACUGUUACAGUCGGUGCUGCAGUUAAGGAGUGGAGUUAAGAUCGUAUACCAAUGAUCUGUGUAUGUGCUCUUCUGCUUUGCAAGAUAUAGCACCGCCUCUGGUUAGGGUUGCACCAUGUAACCACGGGUUGGAAUAUUACAGUACUUAUUAAAGACAUUUACUGGA